Messenger RNA from Pseudoliparis swirei, 1395 nucleotides. RefSeq names its product hydroxy-delta-5-steroid dehydrogenase, 3 beta- and steroid delta-isomerase 1 (gene hsd3b1). Bases 1 to 1125 code for a protein of 374 amino acids. The transcript is spliced from 3 exons. Gene Ontology annotation, biological process: steroid biosynthetic process. Gene Ontology annotation, molecular function: 3-beta-hydroxy-Delta5-steroid dehydrogenase (NAD+) activity. NCBI's taxonomy places the organism in Eukaryota, Metazoa, Chordata, Actinopteri, Perciformes, Liparidae. The record is from RefSeq and is a predicted model, not a curated record.
AUGUCUCUGACGGGUGAAGUGGUGGUGGUGACGGGCGCCGGUGGGUUCCUGGGGAAGAGGCUGGUGAGGCUGCUGCUGGAGGAGGAGAAGACGGCUGAGAUCCGACUGCUGGACCUGCGAGUACAGCCACAACUUGUAGAGUCUCUGGAGGACUGUCGAGGCGACACCGAGCUGAGCGUCUGCGAAGGCGACAUCCGAGACGCCGAGUUCCUGAGGAGGAGCUGCCGGGGGGCGUCGAUCGUCUUCCACAUCGCGGCCAUCAUCGACGUGAAGGACGCGGUGGAGUACAGCGAGAUACACGGGGUCAACGUCAAAGGAACCCAGCUGCUGCUGGAGGCCUGCGUCCAGGAGAACGUGGCGUCCUUCGUCUACACCAGCAGCAUCGAGGUGAUGGGGCCGAACCCGCGGGGGGAGCCCAUCGUCGACGGCACCGAGGACAUGGCGUACGAGAGCGCUCUGAAGUUCGCCUACAGCAAGACCAAGAUGGAGGGCGAGCGGAGGACCCUGCAGGCUCACGGCGAGGUGCUCCAGAACGGAGGCCGCCUGGCCACCUGCGCCCUCCGGCCCAUGUACAUCUACGGCGAGGGCUGCCGCUUCCUGCUGGGCCACAUGGCCGACGCCAUCCGGAACAAAGACGUCCUGUACCGCAUGUCCCGCCCGGAGGCCCGCGUGAACCCCGUGUACGUGGGCAACGUGGCCUCGGGCCACCUCCAGGCGGGGCGCGCCCUCAAAGAUCCGCAGAAGAGAAGCGCCGCCGGAGGAAAGUUCUACUUCAUCUCCGACGACACGCCGCACGUGAGCUACUCGGACUUCAACCACGCGGUGAUGUCGCCGCUGGGCUUCGACAUCCAGAGGGACCUCAUGUUCCCGCUGUGGGUGAUGUACGCGGUGUGCUUCAUCAUGGCCGCGCUGUGCGCCGCGGUCCGGCCUCUGGUGCGCGUCGUGCCGCCGCUGACCGGGCAGCUCGUCACCAUGCUGAACACGCCGUUCAGCUUCUCCUACCAGAGGGCCAGGAGGGACCUGGGCUACGCCCCCAGGUACACCUGGGAGGAGGCGCGCCGACGCACCACCGGGUGGCUGGCGGCGGAGCUGCCGAAGGAGAGGGAGAAAAUGAGAAAGAAAUGAGAGGCGGUUACACAUCGUGUGUUUUAACGCAUCGCGACGCCGUCGGUGAACAGAGAGGUUCAUUGGAGGUGAACGUGAAGCACGCAGCCUAAAGCAUGCCGAGCGGCGCCUGAAGGCACCAUUUUACUCUUUGUUGUAGCAUCGUUCUAAUUGUUCUAAUAAGUUCAACACGUGAUUAAGUUUUAUUUUGCUUGUCUGAUAUUAAGAAGGUUUAACAGUCAGAAUUAUUCACUUUAAGUUCAGAUCUCGUAGCUUUGACUGACCUGUUGU